Messenger RNA from Paramuricea clavata, 1060 nucleotides. The record is from the annotation of a GenBank genome assembly. Lineage: Eukaryota; Metazoa; Cnidaria; Anthozoa; Malacalcyonacea; Plexauridae.
AUGAUAUUGUUAAGUCUCAUAACUCAUUUUGAUGAUAUAUCAUCUGAGAAAGAGCCAUUAUGUCCCAUUAUAAAUGGUGUUGCAGGAACUGGUAAAAGUUACCUUAUUAAUGCUAUUAGAAAUCUUUUGCAAAGUAAAUGUGCUGUUGCUGCUACCACAGGUAAAGCAGCUUAUAACAUUAGAGGUGUAACUGUGCACUCUCUAUUAAAGUUACCUAUAGGAUCAAGAGGUAAAAAAGACCUAACAGGACAAAGCUUGUGUAAGUUACAAGAGAGUGUUAAUAACAUUGGAUACAUCAUUAUUGAUGAAUACUCCAUGAUUGGCCAAGUUACUUUGGUUGGAUAGACAAGCAUUGCAAACAAGCAACUGGUUAUAAUGACAAAGUUUUUGGAGGAAAAUCAUUGAUUUUAACUGGUGAUCCAGGUCAAUUGCCAACAGUAGCAGAUAAACCUCUUUACCAUGCUAGACCAUCAAACGCUGUUGGUGAACAGGGUCAUCAAGCAUAUCAUAUGUUUGACAAAGUUGUUAAACUCACUGUAAAUCAAUGUGAUGCAAGGUACAGUAUGACAUCUGAGCAAGUUACUGGAAGUUACUUCUGACAUGUCAAUCAUCGAAUGUCACUAAUUUAUGUGACUUUGAAGAUUCUACUAGACUCUUUUAUAGCAAUGAACAAGUUGCUAAUUACAACCAUGACCAGCUAACAAAACUUGAGCAUCCAGUUGCUCAUAUUAAUGCCCGCCAUUCAUCAGCAUUGGCAAAAAAGAUAUCCUCAGAUAUGUCUGGGUUAGAAUCUGUUGUGUUUCUAGCAAAAGGUGCUAGGGUCAUGUUAACCAUGAAUUUGUGGUCAAGUGUUGGUCUCUGCAAUGGUGCUACUGGGACAGUUGUUGAUAUUAUCUAUCAGAACAACCAUCAACCGCCUGACUUACCUAUUGUGGUAAUAGUAGAAUUUGAAAACCACAGAGGACCUGUUUUUAAUGAAAACCAACAAUUGUGUAUCCCAAUAUAUCCAAUCACUGUCACAUCACAGACAGAAAUAGGUUUCCAUGAGAGACAACAGUAA